AAUGUGUUUUCUUUUAGAGGCUGAAAUGAAAGUAAACGUAUACAUCUAGGCUAUAACUAGAACUUAAGUCACUUCAGUUUAUAAUUUAUAAACUCGAGAUUUUGUUUUCAACUGACUCUCAAUUCUUCCUAAAAACUGGAUUAAUAUUGGAUUAUAAUUGGAUUCACUUACACUGGAUUAUUAUUUCAUACAUUCAUUGGACUGGAAUCUUGGAUUUCCCUAAAAGUAGUGUUUUAAUAUGAGGAAUAUGAAAUGUGUUGUGGUGGGUGACGGUGCUGUUGGGAAAACAUCAAUGUUGACAAGCUACACUGAAGGCUCAUUUCCAGAGGACUACGUGCCAACUGUGUUUGACAACACGACAAUAGACCUAACAGUUGAAGGUCAACAGGUCAGCCUAGGACUGUGGGAUACGGCAGGACAAGAAGAUUAUGACAGAUUGAGGCCAUUGUCUUAUCCUGGGGCGGAUUGUUUCAUUCUAUGUUUUUCUUUGUGUAAUAAAGCAAGUGCAGAGAAUAUAAAAGCCAAGUGGUAUCCAGAAAUACAUUACCAUUGUCCCUAUGCACCAAUCAUACUAAUUGGGACAAAACUAGACAUGAGGCAAGAUAAAACUAAACAGAAUGAUCCUAAAAAGAUAGUGUCAAGGUCAGAAGGGGAGAAAAUCAGCAAGUCUAUAAAGGCAGUCAAGUAUUUAGAGUGCUCUGCUCUUACCCAAGAAGGACUGAAAGAAGUAUUUGAUGAGGCAGUCAAGGCAUUUUUAUACAAAAAGACAAAGCAGAAACCAAACAACAAUAAAUGUUUGAUGUUGUAGAGUUCCUUUGUCUCAUAGAAUUUUAGAUGUCUAUAGUCUUCAAUGCAUAUAUUGUAUUAAAUCAUUAUAAAGCUCUCAUUGUGGCUGUGUUGUAGCUACUGACAGGCGGCAGUUGCUUUUUAAUGAUUGCAGAACUAUUCUGAAUAGUAUUGACAUAUUGAUACGCACAUAUUUUUAGUUUUUUUUUUUUUUUGUGUGAGUGUCAGAUGUAUUUGUACAAUCUAGAUAGAAAUUCCAAUUCAAAAUAGGUCGACCUUUAAAUUACCGCGUUAUCAUAAUGAGACUAAUCAUUAUAGAAGGCCUCACCACUGACCUUUGAGUCGCAACCGGUGGGCAGUGGAGGCCAAUAGUUUGCUGCCAUGUCACAGGUCUGUACAGGUCCACUUCCCACAGGAUAUAACGUCGCUGGUCAGGCCUUCUUGGACAAUUGGUCUUUGUCAUAGUCACUGACACAAAAUGGCUGAUAUUGUUGUGUUAUUGGUCUAUAUUAUAUUGGAAGCAUUAAAGCUUUAAAAUUGUGUAUUUAGGGUUAGGUGUUAUCGGUCUAUAUUAUAUUGGAAGCAUUAAAGCUUUAAAAUUGUGUAUUUAGGGUUCAUUUUUAAGAUGGAAGUGUACUUGAAGAUAUCAUUAUGUAACAAAUGUCUUGAAGAACUUUCUCACUCCUAAAUGGUUAUCGUUCAUAGAAAAUGAGUAUUGAAGAAUUGUUUCCUCAUUGUAAAUGAUGCUUGAAGAGAUGUUUUCUCAUUGUUAAAAAUGAUUGAAAAGAUGUUUCCUCAAUGUUAAUGAUUGAAAAGAUGUUUCCUCAAUGUUAAUGAUUGAAGAGAUGUUUCCUCAAUGUUAAUGCUUGAAGAGAUGUUUCCUCAUUGUAAAUGAUUGAAGAGAUGUUUCCUCAUUGUUAAUGGCAAUUGAAGAGAUGUUUCCUCAAUGUUAAUGAUUGAAAAGAUGUUUCCUCAAUGUUAAUGAUUGAAAAGAUGUUUUCUCAUGGUUAAUGAUUGAAAAGAUGUUUCCUCAAUGUUAAUGAUUGAAAAUAUGCUUCCUCAAUGUUAAUGAUUGAAAAGAUGUUUCCUCAAUGUUAAUGAUUGAAAAAAUGUUUCCUCAAUGUUAAUGAUUGAAAAGAUGUUUUCUCAUUGUUAAUGAUUGAAAAGAUGUUUCCUCUUUGUUAAUGAUGAUCAUAUCAUCAAACUCCAUUUGAGUGAUGGCUUGAGAGGCUCAAAUCCUCUCUUGCAAAAGCCCUGGACAGAAACCCUGCUGUCUUGCAUAGUGCAUACAUGUCACCACACCAUACAGGUCGAGAAUAUUUGGUUUCCCAGACCUGUCAAGACGGAGAUUAGCAAGUCUGGGGCAGUCAAAAAGAAUAUGAGACACUGUUUCCUCUUCUUCCUGGAUGUUUCCACAUUGUUGAAAUAAAGGUUAAAGAAAUGUUUCCUUUAGCCUGAAAUUUCAAAGCUGUCCAACACGUUCCAUCUUUUAAUACUCUUGAUACAGUCAAAAAAAAUUUUUAUUUGUAAAAUUAUCUACAUUCAUUGUUACCAUUCAUUCCUUUGUUAUUAUUAUAUUUUUAGCAUCUUUAAUUUGUAAAGAACCAUUGAGUACCACCACAAACCCAGCCUAAAUGGACUGUAGGAUGCCCCAGAUUGUGGGUUAUCAAGACCUACUUGCUUACUUAUUCCUGUGAACCCUGGAUCCCCAGAGGAGAAUAGGGCCGCAACUGCAUCUCUCCACCGAACUCGCUUCUUUGCUACUUUCUUCUACUGCUCCCAUGUCAUUCCAGUGUCCUCAACCUCUUCCAGAUUUGAUUGGGCCUGCCCACUUUCCAGGCACGACAUGGCCUAAAUUGUGCCAAUGUGCCUCAAAUCAAAAUCAAAUCAAAUCACUGCCCACUUUCCUCUAUCCUUGCAGUUAUUAAGAAUGGUGUUAAACAAGAAACAUAGCCUGUAGACCUCGAUGUGUGUUUUCUUUUCUUGAGAGGACAACUGAGUAUUGACUGAUUAAGUAUCCAGAAACAAUAGAAGUAGCCUACAUAUUUUAUGAAGACAUGGAGACUUUAGCUUACGAACACUUAAGAUUACAGAGACUUUACCUUAUGAACACCUAAGAUUACAGUACAGAAGUUUAACUCUUUCUCUCCUCAAUUAUUUACCACAUUCUGGUGGAAUCAACAUUGGUAUCGUCAGUUAGGAGAGAAAGAGUUAAGUACUUUAGCUGACAGACCUCAGGAUUAUACUUUAUGAUGGCAUGAAUCUUGUCUAUAAUAAAAAGUACUGUUUUUUAGCCCUGCUUUAUUAUGGCUAAGUUAUUUGAACUGCCAGGUUAUCAAGUGCUGAGUUUACUGAACUCUUAUGAUGUAUAUAGCUAAUGUACAGUUUUAUUGAUAAAUAUUUUAGUUUUAAAUUUUAGAAAAGGAACAAUCACUUAGAUAUUCAUCACUAGUCUUAGAACUGCAUGGAAUUUUUUUAUUUGUUGAAUAAUGUUUCAAAUUAAGUCCCUCUUGAUUAAACCACUGAUUUUAUUUACUAGAAAUAUAGUGAGUUAAAGUAAUAGGUAUUCUUUUUACAUAAAUAUCUGGCUAGUCAAUUAUUUUGUAAUAACUUGAUGCAAAACUAAAACAAAAGAAGAUGCAUUAUGAAUGUUUCUUUCACUGUGUUGGGGAAUUUUUAACAUGCUUUACCACAUGUUUGUUUUUUCUACUAAGUAAAUUGUUUCAUGUAUUCUUGUGUGCAACUUUUUAAAUAUCCAUUUCAAAAAAAGUAGAAAUUAAUUGUUUAAUAAAUAACUGCCAUUUUAUAGAAUCCAAGUCCCACAACUCUAUUUUUUUUUUUACCAUGCAGAUCUGUUGACAAUAUCCACUUAAGCCACACCUACUUUUGUACUUGACUUUGGAGUAUUGUUUUUAAUUGUAGCAUGUUUAAAUUGCUUUAUUUUGUUUUUAAAUCUCUCACAAAUGAUAAUAAAAUAAAGAUUUUGUUAAUAUUGACUAGUAUUAUUAAAAUCUUUUUAUAUGUAUGUAGCCAUGAGUAGCUUCAUUGCUAAGUUACAUUAUUAUAAUUACAUUCUUAAUAUUGUUUCCAUAAUUCAAUAUUCAUUAAUGAUGCUUUUGAAUGCCAUGUAAGAGUAGUACCAUGUCAAGGGCCAAACCAUGGGUCAAAGUUUGGGAAUUCUAACCUCAUGAAUAUGUUUUUAAAUGUAUGAUAUGAAUAUAGCAUUUAUAUAAAUAUGUAUGUGAUAUAAUACGUCCAUCCUAAAUGUCAAAGACCAGCAACAAAGACUUGUCACUAUAUUACAAUCCCACUUGGUUUGUUUUCAUAACAAAAUGUUUAAUAUUAUUGAUACAAUAUGUUGUUUUUUUUUUGCAAAUGAAUAGUUUAUCUGAUUUCCUGAAAUUGCAUGGUGCACUCCCUGCGUUGUUGAUUUAUUGAUUGCUUCUUUCAAGACAAAGUCAUGAACGCAUUAAGAAACAUGAUUGUAUAUUUAUAGUUUUUAACUUGUUGAUUCUCUAUUCACUACCGGAGAGAUAGUGGGGAAAAAAUGCAGGUUACAACUGGGUUUGCAUAGUCAUGUGAAACACAGCACUCAUUGUUAGUCUUCAGAGUCAAAGGCAUUGCCAUUACCUGAGAGAUAAUCUCAGUGUUCAGGACAGGAAGGCAUAUGCCUUUAGUGCCCCAAUAUGCCAUGCCUCUUUGCUCCCAUUUUUGAUUAGUGAAUCUGCAAAUACACCCCACCCCCUUUUUUCCCCAUGAGAUGACAACGGUAAUCAUAGUUAUACUGCAACCAAGUAAUUGCACAAUGAUUUCUUGUUCAGACUUUAUUAGCAUCUACUAGGAGUGUUAUUUCAUGUGGCUCUUACUAGAUCUAUUAGAUGGUUUUUAUCUGUAUAUUAUAUUCAACAUCAUUAUCCGUCUGUCUCUUGAAGGUCUAAUUUUGUCAUAGGAGUGCUGUGACAGUUUACGUCACCAAAUCCCUCCACUUUCCCAGUCAAAAGCUGUUUGUAUAGGACAUCAAGAGAGAGGCCGGUCCAUCAUUCUCCAGCCAGCAUUUCUUUGGACGACCUUUCUUCGUGCUCUCUCCACUGUGUCUUGAAGAAUGACUUUUGAUAGUGAGUCGUGCUUACAGUAUAUUCUAUUACAUGAAAGUUUUCUGUUGUCCUAUUUUCUAUUGUCUUCCUGCUUGGUAUUUAACAAUAUUUUUUAAAAAUAAAUUUAUAAAAUGCCUUAUUUAUGUUAAAGAAUUAUUAAUCUGAUGUCCAUUCAUGCAAAUUAUAUCUUUUUUUUUAGUGCCUUUAAAUGUUAAGGAACGUAUUAAAUGCCUAUAUAUGUCCUAUUAAAUGCUUGACUAAUGUUACAACUUUGUAAUGUUAUGUUUCCAACAGUAUUUUUUAUUUGAUCAAGUGUCUUACCUCCCUGCAAGCAAUCAUAAGCAUUCUGUUGCUGCUGUUCUAGAAUUUGUUCCUUCGCAUUGGUGCAUUUACUUUUUUUCAAGUUAUUUUACCGGCAUGUAUGUAUAUGUUGAAACCAGUGGGUCGGGGGUUUGAAACCUAUGUUUAUUUGCUUGUAAAAUUUAGGCAACCAUUAUUGUAAGAUUUUGUUUUAGAAUUUACAACACUCUGUUUUGCAUACCAUUUUUUGUUAAUUAUCCAAGACAUUGUAAUGUUAAGCCUAUUUGUUGUAGUUUUUGACUCAAAACUGUUUUUAGGUCUGAGUAAGUCCACUGAGGAGGCUGAAUUAGUUUUGUGACAUAACAAAUUACAACCAUUUUCUUCAUUUCCUUCUCUGGUACAUGUCUGGGGUCAUUUAGAGGGGCUUGUUAGUCUUGACUGGCUAAUCACCUAGAAAGGAAAACUCAUAAAUCCAAAUCUCUGCUGCCUAAUGGCUCUACCCUAACACGGAGUCAACCCCCUUAGGGAAAAUCAGGAGCAGGUGGCCCUUAUUUGCUUGCAGUUCCUGGUGCUACACGUUGGCAGAACCUGCAGCAAAUCCCCAGCUGUAUUGAAACCUGCUGUUCCUUUAGACACACCAGCUGCAUGUCCAGGGAGGGGGAACAGUUAGGUGGGCAAUAUCAUUCCAACCAAGGCUAAUGCCCAGGCUUUUAUUUCAUUUCUAUGAGAUGAUUCAUAGUUACUUUGCAACUGAAGGAGGCAAUAGAAAGACAUGUUAUGGCUAGGCUCAUUUAGAUCAUGAGUAAAAAAAAAGUCUUCACCAAAACUCGACCUCAGGACUUUCUUUUCAGCAGCCAAGUCCCUAAGCCAUUGGUGCCUAAAAUUUUGUUUCCCAGAUAAGCUCAGUGCUUAAAAUUUUUAUCUAUAACUCUUUUUUUUUUAAAAACAUACCACUUUGAGACCUUGUGAUAAAAAAAAAAUCAUGUUUCUAAGACCCAUGGUUUAGGAGGCUGUCAUUUGACCAUGAAAACAACCAACUACCUUUACUUUCCCCAACUAAAGUCAGGUACCCAUUAGUGUUGCAUGGACUUUAAGGGGUCCUGAAAAUCCAGAAUUUCAAUAUCCUAGUCUUUACCUAUAUUCGAACCCAAGAUCUCUUGGUUCAGAAGCAAAGAGGUUUACCACUCAGCCCCCUAUAUUUAGAACUUAUCAUCAAAUACAUUUUUUUAGCAAAACAAUUGGUCUAGUUUUAUAAACUAAAUUUCUGAAUUUCUUUGCUAUUUCUCAAUACCAGUUUUGUACUUAAGUUUUGUUUUGUGGAAUGUUUUUUCAUUCAUGUGCUUCUCAUCACAACCAAGUGAAAUGUUUCUAGAGCUGUUUAUUUCAUUCCAAUCAAAUUGGACUAAUUACUGGCUUUCAAAUCUUCCAAUAAAACUGUACACUUUUACAAACAUGCUUCUUGAGCUGAAUUAAAAAAAAAACAACAAAAAAAAACAUUUUGAUAUUUUCACAA
This is a messenger RNA of Biomphalaria glabrata, 6693 nucleotides long. RefSeq names its product ras-related protein ced-10-like. The record is from RefSeq and is a predicted model, not a curated record. The transcript has 7 exons. Lineage: Eukaryota; Metazoa; Mollusca; Gastropoda; Planorbidae. Gene Ontology annotation, biological process: small GTPase-mediated signal transduction. Gene Ontology annotation, molecular function: GTPase activity; GTP binding. The coding region runs from base 239 to 808 and encodes 189 amino acids.